Messenger RNA from Mycena citricolor, 3660 nucleotides. Lineage: Eukaryota; Fungi; Basidiomycota; Agaricomycetes; Agaricales; Mycenaceae. The record is from the annotation of a GenBank genome assembly.
CGCGGCUACUCCGCUCUUGCUCAACUGGGCACCUCGUUCAGUUGACACUCGAGCCUCAAACUUCCAACUGGAAGCAUGGAGAAGGGACUUAUCCUACCUCUGAUUUCAGGACCCAGUCGGAGCAGCGUGUCAUCUGCUUCCGGCAUAUCUUGGAGACGUGCUAUAGCGCUAGCGUGCACCAUCGUAUGGAUCUUGACUGGCCUCUCUUCUUGGGAGCGAUAUGCUUCCCGAUCUACAAGGGCCGAUAGAAGAAGCUUUCCGGACCUGUAUGACGCGUCCAUACAUGAGCUGCAGACUGGACUCGACGCGGGAGACUUUACGAGUGUGCAUCUCGUGCAGGCCUACUUUGCGCGCAUCGCCGAAGUCAAUCCCACGCUGCAUGCUGUGAUCGAGACGAACCCAUCUGCGCUACGGCAGGCUGCAGAGCUGGACAAGGAAAGACGGUUGAGAGGAAAGAGGGGCUGGAUGCAUGGGAUCCCGGUCCUGCUCAAGGAUAACAUCGCCACGGUAGCCAGUGAAAGGAUGAACACGACGGCGGGAUCGUAUAGUCUCUUGGGGUCUGUAGUGCCCGAGGAUGCCGGAGUCGUCAAGAGACUGCGGCGAGCAGGAGCCAUCAUCCUGGGGAAGAGCAACAUGUGCGAGUUCGCACAUGCCCGCGGCUAUCUUGCUUCUGGCUGGUCGGGACGCGGCGGCCAGGCGACCAGCGCAUACUUCCCCAACGGCAGUCCCGGUGGAUCAUCCGGCGGCUCGGGCAUCGCGACUUCGAUUGGACUGGCAACGGUGUCGUUGGGAACCGAGACUGACGGGAGCAUUACCUAUCCGAGCAGCAUGAACAACAUCGUGGGCGUGAAGCCGACUGUGGGGCUGACGUCUCGUGCUGGCGUCAUCCCGAUCUCCCUACACCAGGAUACUGUUGGUCCAAUGACGCGCUCUGUUGCGGACGCCGCGAUUCUCCUGGGCUCUAUCGCAGGGAUAGAUCCCAAUGAUAACUUCACCCUCGCACAACCGUCCCCGCUACCAGACUACAUCCAAGCUCUGGACCAGCACGGGAUCCGAGGCAAGCGUAUUGGUGUCCCGCGUUCUUUCGUCAACUCCAGUUUGGCUGCCAAAUAUCCGGUGAUCAUGUCGCAGUUUCAAGACGCCCUCCAUGUGAUGCAGACGCUUGGAGCGCAAGUCGUCGAUCCCGCCAAUGUGCCCACUACCGAAGAGAUCUUGUCGCUGCCGGAGAUGGAGCGAUCGCAGCCAGCCGUCGUCGAAUUCAAGGUGACCUUGAAUGAGUAUUACUCCUCACUGAUCUCAAACCCCUCCGGGGUGAGAAGCAUGGCUGAGUUGAUUGAGUUCAACGAUGCGCAUCCCGAACUCGAGAAACCGGAAGGCUACGAGGGACAAGAGCUACUCAUUCGGGCCAAUCAUACCGAUGGAUAUGAUAGCGAUUAUUAUGCAGCCAGAUCCAAGAACUACCGGCUUGGAUAUGGAAUAGACACCGUGCUGAAGGAGCUCAAACUCGAUGCACUGGUCCUUCCACACUUCGUUGCACCUGUCAGUGCCACCCCUGCGAUGGCGGGGUAUCCGAUUGUGACUGUUCCUCUAGGAUUCUUCCCCGAGUCAAGCGGUACUGAGCCGAUGGGGGCCGGGACAUUCUUCCCAGCACCGGGCAUGCCUUUUGGCUUGACUUUCUUCGGCACGGCAUACUCUGAAUUCACCCUGAUUCAGCUAGCGUAUGCAUUCGAGCAAGAAACGCGGGUGCGAAGAUUGGGUCCGCGGGGUUAUUCGAGUGCUGUUCCCAAGACACAGCUAGAUGAUGUCGUACAACGAGCUCGAGGCAAUCCAGCGUGUUUACAUUGAGAAAGUCCUUUGAACAGAAGCUCUAAUUAGGAUUAUAACAAGUCCACUGCAGAAAGAGGGCAACUAGGGGAUACAAAUGGUUCAAUCUAAGCGAGACACUCGAAACUCGAUAGCGAAGGAGGGAGGAAGGAUAAAGGAAUAUUACGAAUUACGACGGUCACUGCGAAUACAUAUUAUAAUGGUUAUACACAUCCUCGUAAACGGGCUGGUAAGUGGCGUAGUCGGUCGCACCCCAAUAUUGCGGCGACUGCUGAUACCGCGGCUGGCGUGUCUCGUCCACAGUGUAUCCUGGCCCCAUCACCGCUGUCGAGGGCGACUGGUAGGCCCCCGACGACGCCGAGGCCGAGGCCGACCACCGAUUGGGAGCAUAUGACGUGGGGUAGUGCUCCAGUGCGUAGUGACCCGCGGACGUGUACGCGGCGAACGGACGGAAGUCGUCGAGCGUCUGCGUCGCAGACCGUUUGCGGUGUCGCGGCGCAACAGUCUCGCCCGACAUGUCGUGAUCGUCGUGCUCGAACUGCACCCCGCGCAGGAGCUCCAGUGCGCGAGCGGCACCGGGCCACACAACCUGCAUCUCCCGUAGCGCGUCCAUGCACUUCCCCAACCCGAUCCGUGCUUGAGGGUUAGCCGGGAAAAGUGUCGCAGAGCUCACGUGCAUGAUCGCCGCAGUGAAGAUGUAGUAGCACAGAAACGCGGCGCAGUGCUUAAGGGUGUAUGUUUCAGAAUAGAGUCCAGCGAUCGUGGUGAUGUGGUUGGCGGCACUAGCGCACUGCUCGUAGCUGCGCUCCGCUCGACCCCGAGACUCGGUGUUCUCCGGUGCAGGACUCGGCAUCCUCGACCCCGUUUUUCGGAUAAAUGGCCGAUGAAGCAACAGCACAGCACACCAAUACUGCAUAUGCAACGUCAGGACAUGCGGUAACGGUGCAGGCCGCGACCCUGGCACAUGCUGGAGAUGCGAGGGAAGCGAGAUUCUCCACUUGUCGAGCUCCGCAUCAAGCACAACCAGCUCCGAGUGCCGGCUGCUGGCGGGUUUGAGCGCAUAGAUGCUCUCGACGACACGCCCAAGAAUGUUGGAAAGGCGCGCAGACGCACUGAAGCACGAGAUGGCAUAGCUGGGUCGUGGAUCUUGUGGUUUCCACUCUUCGCUCUCCUCGGCUUCCACUGUUUCGUCGGGCAGUGGUGUGUCAAAGUCGCGCUCGAAGAUGGCGAGCGGUCGCCCUGUACGUGCCAUCAGUACGAACCAUAGACGCCUGCACUCGACCACUGACCAAUGUACGUGCUCACGUACUUAUCCAAUACAACACAUGCAUACCAGAUCCGGCGCCGCUCGGAUAUCUCCGCCGCCGAGAACAGCUUCCCAUCCGAAUCCUUGACGCCAGCCCGUGCCCACCCGCUGGCAUCCCGGUGCAUGCCGAGAUCCUGCGCCAUUCGCACCGCCAUGCCGAUGUAGAUCCACGCCUGCGCCAUGGCUCCGAUCCCGAUCUCCCGGAAUCCCAUCAACAGCAUCGCCUGGCAUGUGCUGGCGCGCGACGACGCGUACGAGCCGUCCAGCAAUGUCUUUGCGCGGAACAGAAACGAGUCUCCUGCGGGCCACAUCUUCGCGUCGUUUUCGCUGAGCGCAGGGUGCGGACCGUGCCGCGCGGCAAGCGAGAACAUGGCUAGAAGAAGCAGAGGCGGAACCUUGCCACGCGAGAACGAGUCCAGCAGCGAGAUUUUGUGAACGACUGGGAAGCUGGGGUGCACGAACGAGAAGUAACGCCCCAACAGCGUCUCCUGCACCGUGCGAGAAGGUAGUCCGUCCCCGUCGCGCUCAGA